AUGAAGGCCAUAAAAAUUCCAAAUACUGCUCUUCUUGAUGUUUUUGGACGACCAAUUUCAAUAAAUAGUAAAGAUUUUCAUCGAUUAUCUCAUUCAGGUCAUUUUGAUAAAAAUUCCAUCAGUAAUCAUAAUGAACCGAACAGCAAAGGUUUGAAUCCAACUGGUCCUAAUAUCAAACCAAAUGAUGCUCAUCGAUUAACUGUCAUCGGAGAAACUCCUCUUCAUAUUGCUAUUUUUUAUAAUGAUAUUAAUUCAGUUAAACUUUUAAUAAAACAUGGUUUUGAUGUCAAUCAACGUGUUAUUGGAGAUUUUUAUCCUCCUGGACAAAGUCGAAAUAAACAGGAAACAAAAACAGGUCGACAAAAUGCAACUAGACGAUUUUUUUAUCGGAAUGAAACAUCACAAAAACAAAUCAGUCUAAAAAAUGCGAAUCCUGAAACUAAUGCUUAUUAUGGUGAAUAUCCAUUAGCAUUUGCUGCUGCAUUCAGUUAUAAAGAAAUUUAUGAUUAUUUAAUUGAUAAUGGUGCUGAUCCAAAUAUGCAAGAUACGUAUGGAAAUACUGUUUUACAUAUGCUUGUCAUUCGAGAUCGAUCGGAAAUGUUUAAUCAUGCUAUUCGACAUCCAGUAAAAAAAGCACUUACAGAUAUUCGUAAUAAUGAAGGGCUAACUCCAUCAACAUUAGCUGCUAAACUUGGUCGAAAAGAACUUUUUCUUCAAUGCUUAGAAUUAUCUCAUGUGGAAAUUUGGCGUUAUUCAAAUAUAAAAUGUUGUACAUAUCCACUACGUGGUAUUGAUACAAUCACAGAUGGUGGCCAUAUCGAUUGGAAUUCUUCAUUAAUGUCAAUUGUUAGUGGUAAAACGGAAAAUCAUUUAGAUAUGCUUGAUAAUAUGCUUAUUGAACGUUUAUUAAAUGAUAAAUGGUCAACAUUUGCUCGAGUUCAUUUUGUUCGACAAUUAGUAUUACUUUGUACUCAUUUAUUUUUUUUAAGUACAGCAAUAUUUUUACGUAAUCCAAAAGAUGAUCAAUCGUUAGUUAACAGAAUUUUUUGUCAUAUUGCUGAAGUAUGUGUAUUAGGUGGUUGUAUUAUCAGUAUAUUUGCAUUAUUAGCAAAAGAAAUUUAUUUACAAGGUUUUAAUUCUUAUAUACAAAAUUUAAAAAGUUAUCCAGAAAAAUUACUUUAUCAAUGUUCAUGUAUUCUUAUUGUUCUAGCUAUACCAUUUCGUAUACUUUAUUUAAUAACAAAAAAUAUUACAUUUGGUUAUGUUGAAGAUGGCCUUGUAUCACUUGCUGUGCCUGGAACAUUUUUAUAUUUUCUUUUUUUCGGACGAAUUUAUGCCUUAACUGGUGCAUUUAUUGUUAUGAUAUUUGAAAUGAUUACAGGAGAUAUUGCAACAUUUGGUGUUAUUUAUGUUAUUGUAAUAACAGCUUUUGGCCAAGUUUUUUAUCUCCUCUUUCGAGAUACAACUGAAGGUGGUUAUUGUGAACGACUAGCACCUAAUGAUACAUGUGGAGUUGAUAAUAUGUGUUCAUUUAAAAGUUUUGAAGCUUGGAUGACAAUGGUUCAUUUUACAAUGGGAGAAUUUGACUUUUCUCGUUUUGAUUUAACACAUUAUUCAUAUUUAGUUAAAAGUUUAUUUAUUGUUUUUAUGAUUUUAACACCUAUACUUUUAUUAAAUAUGUUAAUUGCUUCAAUGGGUAAUACAUAUCAACGUAUUAUAACAAUUAGUGAAAAAGAACGUAUUCGACAGUGGGCUCAACUUGUCUUAACUAUUGAAAGAUCUUGUUCAGCAAAACAACGAUUUGAUUAUCAAGGUGUAUAUGCUAUAGGUGCUGAUGAUAAACGAGAUAUAAUGGUUAUUAAACGUGUUACAAAAAGUAAAGCAGCUCAACGAAAAGGAGCUAUUAGUAAUUGGAAGCGAGUAGGAAAACUUGUUCUAUAUUUAUUAAAAGAACAACAAACAACAGCUGAAUAUGUUCGUCUUCGUCGUGUAUCUCAUCAAUCGGUUGUUCUUAAACCUAAAGCACAAUUUGAUCAUAUGCUUGAAACACUUGCUUGGGAACGUGAUAUUGAUUUAUCAGGACCGAAAGCUUUAUCAGCAUCCAAUCAAAAUCUUAAUUUAGCUUCAACACAAAAUACAGCUGAGUUAAAUUCAAUAGAUUCUCGUCCGUCGUCACCACCACCACCACAAUUUGUAACUAAUGAAUAUCCAGCACCAUCAUCAAUUCCACAACGAUUAACUGGUAAUUGUAAACCAAUUCGUCGUUCUGAAUUAUCUGAACUUCGUUCUCGACCAUCAUUUGUUGAUUAUGAAGAUUUAGAAAUAUUUCAUCAUAAACGACCAUUAACACGAGCACAACAACCAAUACGAAGAGUUUCUAUGAUGCCUGUUGAUGCUGAUGGUUAUAAAGAUUUACUUUUAGAUUUUGAUAAUAAACGAAAACAAUCAAAUCAAUUUAUAUCUCGUGGUACAUCCAAUACAAGUAUUAAAUCAAAAAUAAGUGAAACAACACUUUGCUAG
This is a messenger RNA of Rotaria sp. Silwood1, 2520 nucleotides long. Lineage: Eukaryota; Metazoa; Rotifera; Eurotatoria; Philodinida; Philodinidae. The record is from the annotation of a GenBank genome assembly.